Molecule: messenger RNA, 449 nt
Organism: Pocillopora verrucosa
Lineage: Eukaryota; Metazoa; Cnidaria; Anthozoa; Scleractinia; Pocilloporidae
Source: RefSeq, a predicted model, not a curated record
AUCGCACAAUGCGGUUUCCAGAUUACUUCUUCUUUGCUGAAAAACGUUUGGUAAGCCAUGAAAUCGAAACCAAAUACGUCAAAGACUUGGAUCACUGUGAGCUUUUCUGCUACAUGAACGACAACUGCGUCAGUGCUAACUUAAAAAAAAAACCCGAGGGCGAAGGAAUCGCUUAUGUCUGUGAACUGAAUAACGCCACUCAUCUUGAAUAUGAUACUCACCUGAUAACUGAUGCCGAUUUCUAUUAUCGUGGCUCAAAGAACGCCUGUGGUAAAAACCUACCGUGUCAAAACAAUGCAACUUGUCAGUCCGGUUUCUCAAUCAAGGGAUAUCGAAAAAGGUUAAUUACAGAAUAUGCCCAUAAGAACAAAGAGUAUUUGAACCACCUAUAUUUAUAUAUCACGUUUGGCCGUCGAGUGCGUAUCUUAAAGGAAGGCUACCAAGGCUGA